Messenger RNA from Leptinotarsa decemlineata (Colorado potato beetle), 1443 nucleotides. It is a transcript of the gene Hr38, whose product is annotated as Hormone receptor-like in 38. Gene Ontology annotation, biological process: cellular response to corticotropin-releasing hormone stimulus; regulation of transcription by RNA polymerase II. Gene Ontology annotation, molecular function: nuclear receptor activity; RNA polymerase II cis-regulatory region sequence-specific DNA binding; nuclear glucocorticoid receptor binding. Gene Ontology annotation, cellular component: nucleus; transcription regulator complex. The record is from RefSeq and is a predicted model, not a curated record. NCBI's taxonomy places the organism in Eukaryota, Metazoa, Arthropoda, Insecta, Coleoptera, Chrysomelidae.
ACAAACUCUUGGUUCAAGGUGACGUGAGCAGUACGCCAUUUGUGGCUGUGAGCGCGCAGCCAUCCACAACUACUAGCCCUCAGUCAAGCAUGCUUUUACUCCAAACACAGGCCUCGUUUGGUUCAAGCAGUUUUGCCGAUCUGCUGAAUGCACCGUUCGCAGAUGAUUCAAGUGCCGUUCUACCCUCUGAGGAACUCAACCCUUUCGUAGACGUUGCCCUACAUUCACAGUCUCCUUCGCCAGUACCAUUACCUAGUUUUCAAGAGACAUAUUCAGUUCGUUACCAGCCACCGUUCAAGAUGGACGAGGAGAGUUUCAAUAUUUCCUAUCACCACUCGCCCUCCACUUCCCAUCACUAUGAGUGUCAACGAAUACCAUACACGCCGGCUGCCAACCCGUACUACCCUCCUCCUCAGAGCUGCAUGCCAACCAGCUUUGAUACCACUCUAUCUCAAGAACCGUUCUCUCUUUCCUCCUAUAAGUCUGCAACUGCAGAUUUGAAUGUGAGCACUGCGAAACAAAGACGAGCUUCGCUACCACUACAGAGAUCGGAAAGCACGAGCAGUAGUGAGAGUCCCAAGCUGAGGAUUGGCCCAGCGCUGUCGGCGUGUUCUUCGGCAGCUAGCAGUCCAGGUGGCGCAGCGGAACAGCAGGCGAGUAGUUCAAAAACGCCAUCGUCGCCUUCGCAACUUUGUGCCGUGUGCGGUGAUACAGCAGCCUGUCAACAUUACGGAGUGAGGACCUGUGAGGGGUGCAAAGGAUUCUUCAAAAGAACUGUUCAGAAAGGAUCCAAGUACGUUUGUUUAGCUGACAAAGCUUGCCCUGUAGAUAAACGGCGGAGGAACCGUUGCCAGUUCUGUAGAUUUCAAAAGUGUCUGGCAGUGGGUAUGGUUAAAGAAGUGGUUCGAACGGAUUCCCUCAAAGGGAGACGGGGACGACUGCCGUCCAAACCCAAAUCGCCGCAAGAAUCCCCUCCCAGUCCGCCAGUUUCUCUAAUAACUGCGUUGGUGAGAGCGUAUGUAGAUACGACACCAGAUCUCUCCAAUUUGGAUUACUCGCAAUAUCUAGAACCAUCUUCGGUGGAGCCAGCCAUUUCGGAAGCAGAAAAAAUUCAACAGUUUUAUACCUUACUAACAACGUCAGUUGAUGUUGUCAGGAACUUUGCUGACAAAAUACCUGGAUUCCUGGACCUGCUUCCCGAAGAUAGAGACCUACUUUUCCAAUCUGCCUCGUUAGAAUUAUUCGUGCUGAGGUUAUCCUAUCGGACCCAUCCUAAUGACACCAAGUUGACUUUCUGUAACGGAGUUGUCUUGGAUAUGCAGCAGUGUCAGAGAUCGUUUGGUGACUGGAUGAAUGGUAUCAUGGAGUUCUGCACUGGACUGCACGCGAUGGAUAUUGAUAUCUCCGCCUUUUCCUGCUUAUGUGCCCUUACCUUAAUUACAG